AUGGAUAAUACAGAAGGGGGCUCGCCGACAUAUAAGCGUACACAACUCCCAAUGAGUGAAUUCACUACGCUUCUCUCACUUCAUCCAAUGGAGUCACGGCGUGCUUCUACACCGUUUUCACCACGUCAUUCGAGAUCCAUGUCGUUAUCUCAUACCUUUUCACCACAUUUACAGCAAAGAUUCUUUUAUAUUUCUAAUGGAGGAAUGAUAGCCAGCGCUUUUAAUCUUACUUCAGCUACUCUUGGCGCUGGUACGUUGGCUGUACCGCAUGCCGUAUACCACAGUGGAUUAUUAUUGUCUUCUAUUGUUCUUUUGGUAUGUGUUAUUUCAACUGUUUAUAGUGUCUAUUUACUUUCUUUUGUUAUUGAAGUUACAGGAAAUUCAACCUAUGAAGAGAUGGCAUGUUACUGUUUUGGACAGUUUUUUGAAAAGGUCACUGGUUUUAUUAUUGUAAUGUUUUGCUGGGGUGUAGCAGUAGUUUAUAUUGUAGUGAUGGCCGAUAUUCUUGAUUCUAUGAUUACAUCUCUUCACUUAACGCCGUAUAUUAAUCGACGAACGGCAGUUUUUUUGUUUUGGUUAUUUAUCAUGUUACCUUUGUGUCUAACGCGUAGUAUUAAUUCUCUUCGUUAUGCUUCACUUGUGUGUGCCAUGUCAACAAUGGUACUUGUAGGAGCUAUUUGUACUCAUGCCAUUGAAAGUGGAACAUCAUUGAAAACAUUACCUCUUAUAAAGGUAGAACGUGAUACAUUAAGUUCUUUUAAUACCUUUAUAUUUUCUGUAUGUUGCCAAACUGUAGUUUCUAAAAUAUAUUCCGAAAUGAAAAAAGGAAGCCCUAUUAAGAUUACUACAGCUGCUGCGUUAUCAAUGGGAUCUUGUUCAUUGAUGUACAUUAUGGCAGGUGCGUUUGGUGCAGCUGAUUUUGGUUCACAAAUAGAAUCUAAUGUUAUGCAUAAUUACACGAAUGAACUUGAUAAACCUUAUAUUGCUAUCGCAUUCCUUGCAUUAGCUGUUACUGUAACGAUGGCAUUUCCAAUGACUAUAUUCCCGACAAGGGAUUCUGUGUUAAUGGUAUUGGGAUUUACAGAGAACGAAAACGCACAUGUUUCGGCUAUAGUAUCUACAAUACUUGCUCUUUUAGCUCUUAUUCUUGGUCUUGUAGUGCCUAAUGUGCGUGUUCUCUUUGAUUUUCUUGGUGGUGUUUUUGGUGGUCUGGUGUCAUUUGUUUUUCCUGCAAUGUUUGCGAUGCGGUGUGGUUUCUACAAGCCGAGUGCCGUUGGUUGGCCACACACUGUUGCAACUAUAACUUUGUUUUUUAUUGGAAUUUUUUCAUGUUUGCUGGGUGUAUGCACUUCUUUUGGUUUUGUGUAG
This is a messenger RNA of Trypanosoma theileri, 1368 nucleotides long. Its product is annotated as amino acid permease-like protein. The transcript has a single exon. NCBI's taxonomy places the organism in Eukaryota, Euglenozoa, Kinetoplastea, Trypanosomatida, Trypanosomatidae. Gene Ontology annotation, molecular function: amino acid transmembrane transporter activity. The record is from RefSeq and is a predicted model, not a curated record. Gene Ontology annotation, biological process: amino acid transmembrane transport. The coding region runs from base 1 to 1368 and encodes 455 amino acids.